Erigeron canadensis is the source of this 802-nucleotide messenger RNA. Its product is annotated as expansin-A11-like. Lineage: Eukaryota; Viridiplantae; Streptophyta; Magnoliopsida; Asterales; Asteraceae. Gene Ontology annotation, cellular component: extracellular region. Gene Ontology annotation, biological process: plant-type cell wall organization. The transcript has 3 exons. Bases 1 to 753 code for a protein of 250 amino acids. The record is from RefSeq and is a predicted model, not a curated record.
AUGGUGAAAUGUACAGAUAUUCUUUUGUUACUUGCUUUCUGUUUUCUUCUGGUUGACGUUAAGUCUUUUACGGCUUCAAGGUGGAGUAAAGGUCAUGCGACGUUUUAUGGAGGCAGUGAUGCUUCAGGAACAAUGGGUGGUGCUUGUGGUUAUGGUGACUUAUAUUCAGCUGGAUAUGGAACAAGAACAGCUGCAUUAAGUACUGCUUUGUUCAACCAAGGCGCGGCAUGUGGCCAAUGCUACAAGAUAGCGUGUGAUCGCAAGGCUGACCGUAGAUGGUGCAAGAGAGGCUCAGUAACCAUUACUGCAACCAACUUUUGCCCACCUAAUUAUAAUAGUGCUGCAGGAUGGUGCAACCCGCCACUCCAGCAUUUCGAUAUGGCUCAACCUGCUUGGGAGAAAAUCGCUAUUUAUAAAGCUGGAAUAGUUCCGGUUAUCUUUCAAAGGGUGCCAUGUAAGAGACAUGGUGGAGUUCGGUUUACAGUGAAUGGGAGAGACUACUUUGAGCUAGUAUCAAUAAAGAACGUUGGUGGGGCCGGGUCGAUUAGAUCGGUGAGGGUAAAAGGGGCAAGAACAGGUUGGUCACCCAUGUCAAACAAUUGGGGUGCUAAUUGGCAAUCAAACGCAUACCUAAACGGCCAAUCCAUUUCGUUCAUGGUUACUACAACGGACGGGGUGACUAAGACUUUCUUAAAUGUCAUCCCAUCAAACUGGAGAUUCGGCCAAACCUUCUCGAGUCGAGUGCAGUUUUGAAUGCACUUCGGGAUCCAGGGUUGGGUUUGGGAUGACUUACGGUAUAUGC